Molecule: messenger RNA, 1533 nt
Organism: Spodoptera frugiperda (fall armyworm)
Lineage: Eukaryota; Metazoa; Arthropoda; Insecta; Lepidoptera; Noctuidae
Gene: DnaJ-10
Product: dnaJ homolog subfamily C member 9
Exons: 5
Coding region: 139-954 (271 amino acids)
Cellular component (GO): nucleus; cytoplasm
Molecular function (GO): heat shock protein binding
Source: RefSeq, a predicted model, not a curated record
CAUUGACAUUAACAUCUGAAGUUAGUUUCGGUCUUUACCGGUUAUUUUGGCGCGUUUGUAGUUGUAAUAGUUCAUGUUAUUUCGCAAAUUGUAAUUUAAUAUUUACCUAUUUCUUAAAGAUUUGAGUAUCACUGAAAUAUGGGGCUCUUAGAGUUGUGUGAAAAGUAUUUCCAAACCACGAAUCUGUACGAAGUUUUACAGAUUCCUGAAACAGCUUCGGACAAAGAAGUUAAAAAGGCAUAUCACAAAUUGUCUUUGAAAGUGCACCCUGACAGAGUGGAAGAAGCAGAAAAGUUAGAAGCUACUGAGAAAUUCAAGGUGCUGGGUAGCAUCCAUGCCAUUCUAACUGACAAGGAGAAAAAGGCCAUAUAUGAUGAGACCAAAUGUGUGGAUGAUGACGACUUCAAUGUCAUUGUAGACCGUGACUGGAGUUUUUACUGGCGAGUAUUAUUUAAGAAAAUUACUGAUGACGACAUCCGAGCUUAUGAAAAAGAGUAUGUCGGUUCUGAACAGGAGAAAAAAGAUAUCAAGCAAGUAUAUUUGAAUGCUAAAGGAGACAUGAAUUACAUUGUGGAUCAUGUACAAUUUGCAAGAACUGACCAGGAACCAAGAAUUAGGGAGAUAAUCAAUGAAAUGAUAAAAAGUGGUGAAGUACCAGAAUACAAAAUAUUUACUCAUGAACCAGCAAGUAAACGACUCAAGAGAAUUGCUAAAGAGAAAAAAGAAGCUAAACUGGCUGAAGAAAUGCAAAAGGAAAUGCAAAAAGAGAACCCAGGUCCAAUGAGUCUAGAACUGUCAAUAAAGCAGAAACAAAAAGAAAGAGCUCAACAAAUAGAUUCCUUUAUUGAUGGACUAGCUGCCAAAUAUGGAGGUACUGCCAGUAAACCAAAGGCUAAUAAAAGGAAAUCAUCUACAAAGCCUGAAACAGCUGUGAAAAAUAAAAGGCGAAGAUAGAUGUUUACUAUAUUUUUUAAUCAAUUUACAAAGUUACACAACUUUUAGUAUUGGAACCCAAAAACAGAUCUCAUAUCUUCAAAUUUAACAAAAUAGUAACAAUCUUUAGUUUAACAAUUUAAUAGAAUUUUGCUGUAUUGAAAUAACAAACAAGUUCUCUAUCACACCUUACUUGUGCGGUAAUUUUCAAGGCCAUUUUUCACGAAAAUUGUAUGUGUAAAGAAAAUUGCAGUUUCCAUUUAGAUCUUGGAAAUUCACUCUUCAUCUUCCAUUGCAACUUCCAACUGACUUUCAGAAUAAAAUGGACCUUGUUCAACAUAAGUAUGAAGCCUGCCGAUGAUAGUGGCAUCAAAUGCAGGAGAGUUAGCCAGUCUUUUUAUAAUAUCAUAUUUUGCUUCAUUUGUCUCUUUUGUAUAAACAAUAGACCUAUCCAUUAAAAACUCAAUGAAACCUGAAAAUGUAGUAAUAAUUAUCAUUAAUUAGGAUCUGAUUUGUUUAAUUUAUUAGUAAUUACUAGAGAUGUGAAAAAAUCCUUGUGGCACUUUUAUAUUUCUAAGUAUAAAUGUUUUGGAUUUAAAA